AUCAAAAUGGCGGCCCCCAUAGUGAGUUUUUCGCGAAAUGCAGCUUUUAUACGAGGCUGUUCGCAGCUCUGUCGGCGUACAAAAAGACCGUUAUCUAGAACAGCCUGCUUUUCAAAGUGUUCAAAAAGUCUGUCCACGUCCGUGCCAGUCCGACAUGACUAUGACCUGGUGGUGAUAGGCGGGGGUUCAGGAGGACUAGCCUGUUCUAAAGAGGCUGCCCAGCUGGGAGCCCGUGUCCUGGUGCUGGACUAUGUGGACCCCUCCCCCCGGGGCAGUCGCUGGGGACUGGGGGGGUGCUGCGUUAACGUCGGCUGUAUCCCAAAAAAACUGAUGCACCACGCCGCGCUGCUGGGGCACGCCAUACACGACGCAAAGAAGUACGGCUGGAAUGUGCAUGUUGAUCCCACCAUAGACUGGUCGACCCUCACAACAGUCGUGCAGCAGCAUGUCAAGUCACUCAACUGGGGACACAGGGUGCAGCUAAAGGACAAACAGGUGGACUAUCAGAAUGCAAAGGGUUCUUUAGUUGAUGCCCACACUGUGAGAAUGCUGUCAGCCAGUGGACAGGAGACAACAGUGACAGGCAAUAACAUCGUACUGGCAGUGGGAGGCAGGCCCAAGUACCCAGACAUCCCAGGUGCGAUGGAAUAUGCCAUCACCAGCGAUGAUCUGUUCAUGCUGGACAGACCUCCGGGGAAGACCCUGGUCAUCGGAGCGUCCUACGUGUCUCUGGAGUGUGCCGGUUUCCUCACAGGUCUGGGCUUCCCCACCACCGUCAUGAUCCGCUCCCUCCCGCUGCGGGGGUUCGAUCGACAGAUGGCAGACCUCGUGACGGACCACAUGGAGGGGAGCGGUACUCGGUUCCUACGGCAACACGUUCCCAUGGCGAUAGACAAGAUGGACAACGGGCAGUUACAGGUCGUGUGGAGGGAUGGAAAUGGCCAGCAGGGUGGAGACACAUUUGACACAGUUAUGAUGGCGGUCGGGAGGUUUGCCAACACGGGGACCCUCGGACUGGAUACAGUCGGUGUGGAGUGGUACAGCGAAUCAGGAAAGGUGAUAGGUCAAGUUGAGAAUCCUGAACAAAGCUCGGUGCCCAACAUCUACGCUAUCGGGGACAUUCUGCACGGGCGUCCCGAGCUGACUCCUGUCGCCAUCAAGGCAGGGAGGCUGUUGGCACACCGGCUGUUUGCUGGCACACACGAACACAUGGACUACGACAAAGUCCCCACCACGGUCUUCACUCCACUGGAGUACGGCUCCGUCGGACUGUCUGAGGAGGCGGCGCUGGAGAGAUUUGGUAGUGAGAACGUGGAGGUGUAUCACGCCUUCUACAAACCACUGGAGUUCUACAUCCCCGAACGGGACGCCUCGCAGUGUUACGUAAAAGCCGUGUGUAAACUAGACGGGGACCAGGAAAUUGUUGGGCUGCAUUUUCUUGGACCAAAUGCGGGGGAGGUGACCCAGGGUUUUGCGGUGGCCCUGCGGUCAGGCCUGACGUACCAGCAGAUGGUCAGUAGUGUGGGGAUCCAUCCCACAUGUGCAGAGGAGGUGGUGAAAAUGGGCAUCACCAAACGUUCUGGCCUGGACCCAACUGUGACGGGAUGCUGAGGUUAAAGUUUAGUCCCACAUAGAAAUCAGUAACACAAACCUGGAUCUUCAUCAUCAUCUUAAAAUUGUUUGGAAACAGGUUUCCAGUACCAAAUUCAGUCUCUAUCAAGGCAAUCCAACGCUUUCUGUGAUUUCUGUUUAUGAAUUUUCAUUCAUUACAGUUCAAACCAGUUUCAGAAAUACGCUAAAAACUGUUUCCAUUAUUUUUCUAUACAUUACAUGUAUAUGUAACAGACAAUACAGCAUAUGAGUAUUGACAUACCUAAAUGCAAUUGUAAUUUAUGAUAUUAUGAACUCACAUUUACCAGUAUAGGACAUAUAAGACAGUUACUCUAACUUUAGCUGCACUGACUAACCUGCACAUCAAUAUUGUUAGAACUGCUUGGAAUGUAAACCUAUUGUGCACAGCUUUGAAGAUGAUGUUAAGGACAGGUUAUGUUUUAUUGGUAGUGGGACUACAACACAGGUAAACACAGUACACAUCUGUAACUUGUUAACUGGUGAAUCGUAUUUAGCUGUUUAGGUAUGUGUUCAAUUUCAAAUUGUAGUUUGCUUUUAAUAAUCAAAAAGAUGUUUAAUAGGUUGCUGUUAAAUGUAGACUAAUAGAUUCUGUUCCAAAUCAUUUGUAAUUUUAAUUUCCAAAUUACGUGUUUCUAUAUGUAGUUAGGUGAUGUCUGAUUGUUAAUGGUCAAGUGCUAAGGCCACACCAAUUUGAUUUCUUGGUUAACGGAUUUUUCUAGAAAAAUAAUGGAGCGGGCGGGCGAAAAAAAAUAAAAACAGGUC
Molecule: messenger RNA, 2394 nt
Organism: Branchiostoma belcheri (Belcher's lancelet)
Lineage: Eukaryota; Metazoa; Chordata; Leptocardii; Amphioxiformes; Branchiostomatidae
Product: thioredoxin reductase 2, mitochondrial-like
Biological process (GO): cell redox homeostasis; glutathione metabolic process; cellular response to oxidative stress
Cellular component (GO): cytosol; mitochondrion
Molecular function (GO): flavin adenine dinucleotide binding; glutathione-disulfide reductase (NADPH) activity; thioredoxin-disulfide reductase (NADPH) activity
Source: RefSeq, a predicted model, not a curated record